AUGGCGGCGGAGCGGGAUGCCGAAGGUGACAGUCCAAGCCAGCGUGGUGCAUUCGUCAUCAGUACUUGGCGGGUCGACGAGAUGGACGAGAUCGGACACAGAGAAGGCGGCAUCCGGCCAGCCAGCCUUCAAUGCUGUUGUCUUGAUCAGCUUCCCAACUGGCCGGGCUUCUUCGCAGUUCACUGCCUCCCUCCCUCUCUCUCUCAAGAGUCGCGGCCGCCGAAGUAUUUUUUUUUUCCCUCCUUCUUUUUCAUCUUCAUCACUUUUGCUCCUUGA
This is a messenger RNA of Purpureocillium lilacinum, 276 nucleotides long. The record is from RefSeq and is a predicted model, not a curated record. Lineage: Eukaryota; Fungi; Ascomycota; Sordariomycetes; Hypocreales; Ophiocordycipitaceae.